Messenger RNA from Oryzias melastigma (Indian medaka), 3249 nucleotides. RefSeq names its product phytanoyl-CoA 2-hydroxylase interacting protein-like b (gene phyhiplb). The record is from RefSeq and is a predicted model, not a curated record. Gene Ontology annotation, cellular component: cytoplasm. Gene Ontology annotation, molecular function: protein binding. The transcript has 5 exons. The coding region runs from base 438 to 1565 and encodes 375 amino acids. NCBI's taxonomy places the organism in Eukaryota, Metazoa, Chordata, Actinopteri, Beloniformes, Adrianichthyidae.
GCACCUGCGCUCCUGCAGGAGGAGCCUCAUUCUGACCAAAUAAGGACAUAAUAGCCUCGCGGGGCUGACGUGGACGCGCGUUUUGCGCUGAAUCCUAAAUCGAAGAGGGGGAACACGCAGCUAAUCUGGUUACAUAAGAACCCAGUGAGUUUGCGCUAAUCCGCGCAUUCCAACUGUCCCGGCAGCCUUUGCACAGGACGAGCACGCACGCGUGCGCACUUGUGGCUGCCGUUUGGAGCGGGAUCCACAAACGCGCGCGUGUCUGCAGCAGCGAGACAGAGAACCGCCUUGCAGUGACGAUUCCAGUGACACGCCACCCAGGAGGGAGACGGAGCCGACCGGACGCGCACUCCCUUCUUUCUCCCCUCCCUGCAGCUGCGCGCGCGCGCGUCUAUUUAACGAUUUCAGCCGUCGGCGCUGUGCAGACUCCCGCAGUGAUGGAGGUUCCAGGCUUGGCGCACAACCUGACCAGCCCGCUGAGUCCGUGCGAGGGGAUGAUCAAGGACCUGAGCUUGGACGCCAUACAGUUGCGAGAUGGAAACAAAUCCCAGGACGGCAGCAUCUCAGAAAUGGAGGAGCUUCCUGUUCCUCAGAGCAUCAAGAUCAGCAACAUCACCUGCGACUCCUUCAAGAUCUGCUGGGACAUGGAGGCGCGCAGCAAGGAGCGCAUCACGCACUACUUCAUCGACCUGAACAAGAAGGAGAACAAGAACUCCAACAAGUUCAAGCACAAGGACGUUCCAACCAAGCUGGUUGCCAAGGCGGUGCCCCUGCCCAUGACGGUGCGGGGCCACUGGUUCCUGAGCCCCCGCACGGAGUACACCGUAGCCGUCCAGACCGCAUCCAAACAGGCUGACGGGGACUACACCGUCUCCGAGUGGAGCGAGAUUGUCGAGUUCUGCACAGCCGAUUAUUCCAUGGUUCAUCUAAAUCAGCUCCUGGAAAAGGCCGAGGUGAUCGCCGGACGGAUGCUGCCUUUCUCCGUCUUCUACAGAAACCAGAAUAAAGAGUACUUUGACCACGCCAGAGAUAUGCAAGACAACCGGAUGCUGCCGUCGGUAAAAGACAACAGCGGCAGCCAUGGCUCCCCCAUCAGUGGCAAGUUAGAGGGCAUCUUCUUCAGCUGCAACACAGAGUUCAACACCGGCAAACCUCCGCAGGACUCCCCGUACGGCCGCCUUCGCUUCGAGGUCCAGGCCGACGCGCUCUUCAACCCCGACACCAACCUGUACUUUGGAGACUUCUACUGCAUGUACACGGCCUACCACUACGUCAUCCUGGUCUUGGCGCCGAAGGGCUCCCCGGGGGACGACUUCUGCAAGCAGAGGCUUCCCGCGCUCGACAUCACCGACAACCGCUUCCUGACCUGCAAGCAGGACGACGCGGCCGGUCUGCUGUUCCACCACGCUCAGGACGUCAUCCUGGAGGUGAUCUACACAGACCCCGUGAAUCUGGCGUCGGGAUCGGUGGCGGAGAUCAGCGGCCAUCAGCUGAUGAGUCUGUCCACGGUCAACGCAAAGAAGGACCCCAGCUGCAAGGCCUGCAACAUCAGUGUGGGACGCUAAAAAAUGAGCAGAAUGUAACAGGGAGGGGAGGACAACGCUGGACUGACCUCUGGAGGAACCAGUCCCGAGGAAGCAGACCAACAUGCAUGAAGCAGCAGAUUUAUUCCCAGACACAAACAUAUCUGACGAUAGAUUCUGUUAAACCAAGAGACCAUCACUUGCAUCAACUAAAAGAGGGUUGCAUCACAUUAUAAAUGUAAAAAAUCCCCAUUUUACAAGUCAAUCUGGUACGCAUACUCACCCCUUUACUAACAAAUAUUAGCUGAUUUUUUUCAACUUCCUGUUUGUUUAAACUUCUAACUCCCAUGUUUAUUGAUUAUUUUUGCUUUGGUGUUAUGCUGUUGAAUAAGCGUCGUUUGUUUUGCUCACAUUCCACAAAAUUCCUUUACCGCCAUCUAGUGGUACGGAGUGGUACUCCAACAUUCUAGGGCUGCAGUAUUGAUAGUCAUUUUUCUUUAAACCAAAGGUAUAUUUAAAAAAACAAAAACUGUGUAGUCUUUGAUGACCAAUUGUGAACAAAAAAAAGAAAGAAAGAAAGAAAGCAUGAUGCAGUUCUGCACAUUUCUCAUGAGCAUGAGAAAGCUGUCAGUACCUUUAACAUAGUAACAUUCUGUGCAAGUUAUUUUAACAAAGAACCAUAAACUGUGUUUGGCAGAAUAAAUGUGAAAAAAUAUUUAUUUUUUUGAUACAUUCAUAUAUAUACACAUACAAAUGUAUAGAAAACUAUAUAAACCAGAAGUGCACAAUGUGACAAGCUCUGAUCAUUGACAACAAGGGCAGUUAGAAUUCCAUCCAAGACAAAAAAAUAUAUAUAUUUAGAGAUAUAUAACUUGCACUAAGUUCACUGCAUAUGAUCCACGGUGAACAUUUAAAUUCACAAUUCAGACCAGGAAUGCAUAUCAUAGCACAAAGUUGGCUCGACCUGCACAAACACUGCAGCAGCAUUUCAGCUUAUAGCAACUUUUCACAGGACGGAGCUUUCAAGCGGUGCAGUCUCCUCAAAAACACAUUGAGUGCCAUAAUCUCCAAAAAAUAACGGUGUCACACACAUGCAACUUUUCCUCCCGACAUUGAUGAGCAGCUUUACUCCCACGUUUCCAUCAGUUUUCUUCACAGAACCUCGUGGUUCAGACGCGCUACCCAAAGGUCCCACUGUGAGUUCACUCAGCCGGUUCUGGUUGAGGUUUGUUUUUUACUGAGCAGGGCCUCCAGUAGGCGGAGCUUUGCUUUGAGGUUCUUGUAUUGGCAGUAUUCUUCUGCUAUUGGUCCACGGUCCUCCUUCUGACAAGCCCUGUGGCGGAUACGAGGAGAUGCAAGUUAAAGGCAAACACUGUUUUUCAGAACAACCUGCAGCAGCUUCCAUCACUGGUUGAUAGUCCCUAUGUUGCCUUACUCAGAUAGCUUUGUACAGUGUGUAUUGUAAUCAAAAACUUACUGUAUUUACCUUGAAGGUUUGACAUGUCAAGUACAAAGGGUGUGUGCAGGUUAGACAGAGCGGACAUCUAUCUUUGUCUCCUUCCUGAACUCUUUAACUGUGCGUUUCACCGUCGUACCAUUGACUUUCUUUUUGUGGAUGUUUCUUUUUCUUUCUUUGGUUUUCACAAGGCAUUGUUGAAAAACCAAACGUUCCGAGUUUAUUAAAAGAAAAAAAAUAAAAUUCAAAUGCCAAGUACCAUGACAGUGA